This is a messenger RNA of Guillardia theta CCMP2712, 2158 nucleotides long. RefSeq lists its product as hypothetical. The transcript has 4 exons. NCBI's taxonomy places the organism in Eukaryota, Cryptophyceae, Pyrenomonadales, Geminigeraceae. The coding region runs from base 1 to 1311 and encodes 436 amino acids. Gene Ontology annotation, biological process: transmembrane transport. The record is from RefSeq and is a predicted model, not a curated record. Gene Ontology annotation, molecular function: transmembrane transporter activity.
AUGGAACCAGACAGUGAGCAGAAGGCGGAGGCUUCUUUCCUGUUGAGGGCAGGAAACCUUGCUGCUGGAGCAUUCAACGCGAAUGUGGAGGAUAAGGAGAGGAAGGUCGCCUUCAUAGUCAUCUGUGUCACGAUUUUUCUUUCAGGGUUUUUGUACACAUACCUUAUCCCUCUUGUUCCCUCCUACCACUUGAUAACAGGAGCCUACUUUUCUACUGCUGAGGUUGCGCUUCUGUUCGCUAGCUACAGCUUUGGAGCUGCAAUGGGAACUCCUCUUACGAUCUUCCUCGCUGGGCAUGUGAAGUGCUGGAUGAUGAUCGCGACAGCGCAGGUGGUGUUUUUCUUCAACUGCAUCAUGUUCAUGGCUGGCUCCUCGUUCCCCAUUCUAUUUCUGAGUCGAACGAUCGGAGGAGUUGGAAGCACUUUCUUGCAAUCAGGGAGCAUCGCUAUGUUAGACUCGCUCUAUCCCUCGUCCGAGCGCGGCAACAGGUUUGUCAUGGUCUACUUCUGCGGCGGGUUCGGCCUGACGAUGGGCCCUCUCAUCGGCGGCUCAUUGUCCUCGGAUGGAGCUUUUAUUCCUUGCUUGCUCGCUGGUCUGACUCUCGCUGGCGUCUUCUCUUUGGUCAUGAUGUACCUAAGGGACAACGAUGCUGAGUUCACCAAGAUGGAGCCGUUGACCCCGCACGUGAAGGACCCGCAGACUCUUCUCUCGCUCGUGUCUCUCCUGCUCAUCUCUUCCACCGUUGCGUUCAGUGAAGUCAUCCUUCCUCUCCAUCUCAAUGUCGCCUUUGCCACCUCUGCUUCAGCUCUGGGAGGCCUCAUGAUGAUCGCGGCCAUCGCCUUCAUCUUCGUGGCCAACGUGGCGGCUCUAGUCUCGGAGAAGAUCAACAGAAAUAUGUUGGUGGGUGCUGGAUUAGCUUGCAACGGUGUCGCGUUCCUCGCGCUCUUCAGCCCGGAGUCCUUGGCGGUUGAGGUUGUUCCGGUCAUGCUGUUGGGAUGCAGCGCGAGUGUUGUCUACACGGGUGUGUUCUUGAGGAUGGUGGACAGCGUAGGGCAGGGAGAUGCUCGCUCACCAGCUCUGCAGCAGCUUGCCUUCGUUUCUCACAACCUCGGCGCCUUCCUCGGUCCUGCUGUGCUGGGAUCGUCUGUGCAUCUGUUCGGGCUUGAGGCAGCGGCCUACACGUACGGAACUCUUGCCAUUGCUGCUGGAGUAGCGAUUGGGUGGUACGCUAAGAGAACGGCUUCGAUUGAAGAUGAGCCUACAGUUAACGCGUCUGCCCUUGUAGAUUUCCAGUUGUUGUUCACAUUGUAGAUGAAUUCUUGGGCGUAUUCUUAUUGUUGUGUUGUCCUCUCAAGGAUCUUGCAGAGACUUUAGAAAUGCGAGCCUCGAAGGCUGGUCGUUGAAUGAUGUUUCAACCCGGAAUGACAGCCACUGGAGUCUCUUUCGCAGUCUCUUUUUGCGUUUACAGAUUUCUUACGAUUUAGGGAUAAGCAUCCGCCGGAAUAAAUGGCGUUCCGGGAAAAGAGGACCGCCGUCUUCAUGGCUGCAACGAUUAACCAAGAAUCUUCAUCCCCCUUGUCGGCAGUGUCGACUCUUCCUCGUCACUCUCCUUCUUCUUCCCAACUUUCUUCACCUGUUCAUUCAUGAUGGCGACCGAAGAGUCUCUUCGCUUCUCUGCCUCCGAUUGCUUGGAUGCAAGCUUGGCAGCCUUCUCCUGCGCCAGCUUCCUCCUCACCUUGGAGUCCGAGUACACCUCGAACGGGCUGUCCACCAGCUCUCUCCCCUUCAUUCCCACAUAUACUUGCAGGACACCCUUGACCGUCGACUGAUACCUCACCAGGUACGUCCCGUCGUCGUUGUCUUGGAUCGAAACCUCAGGGACCUCGACCCCGACGAUCGACACUUCCCAGCUGUCGCCGCCCUUGUCCAGAUGGUUGCCGUACUUGUCGUAGCUGUGGAUGGUGAAGGAGGAGUCCUUGAAGGUGGCGACGGACAGCAAGCCCAUUCCUGACGCCUGCGAGGCCUCGACGUCCACGUAGGAGGGAGAAAUCUCGCAGAGGUAAGGGCUUCCGGAGAUUUCCUCUCCGUUGAGAGUGAUUUGAAUCCAGUAGGACCCCUUGAUCAGCGUCGACCAUGUCACUGUGUACCUGCCGUUCUC